AUGGGACAUCGAAGGUGUACCGAUUCUGAGAUACAAAACCUUUUAGAAGAUACAGAUUUUGCUGAUACAGAUUCAGACAGUGAUGAAGACAGCAGUAGUGAUAAUUCUGAUGACAGUCAGCAUGGACAAGGGGACAAUGACACGGAAAUUUUAAAAAGUUGGAAUAUGCUUGAAGAUCAUGCAUUCAAAUGGGAGCAUAUAAAGAAUUAUCAUAGUAAGAGAGAAGUUUUUACAGGCAAUCCUGGCCCUUGUAACGAGGCGGUCGGAGUGAUAAAGGUGGUGGAAUCAUUUGAAAUAUUUUCUUCUCCCCAUUUUGUACAAAUACUUGUCACUGAAACAAAUCAGUAUGCAGAGCAAGAAGCAUCACAACGACAAUUUUUGAAAGGAAAAGUAAAACUGUGGACGGACGUUACAGUCGCCGAAAUGUACACGUAUCUUGGAGUAUUGAUGCUCAUGAGUUUUAUUCAGAAACCAACGAUCAAAAUGUUUUUAGCAAAGAAACGGCUUCUCUCUACACCAGGCUUCAAUGAUAUAAUGUCAAGAAAUAGAUUUGAGUUCAUAAAUAAAUAUUUACAUUUCAUUGAUAAUUCUACACGAUCCUCGUACACUGGACCACCUCAGCUGUUCAAAAUCCACCCAGUGAUUGAACACUUGCAGGAAAAAUUCAGGAAUUCAUAUCUUCCUGAUCAGAAGAUUGCGAUAGAUGAAUCACUCACUCUGUGGAAAGAUCGGUUGUCAAUAAAGCAAUUUUUACCCUUGAAAUCUGCAAAAUUUGGGGUCAAGUGGUAUCAGUUAUGCGAGUCAACCACUGGAUAUCUGUGGAAUUUCGUCAUGUAUUUAGGGAAAGAUACUGAUAUGGAAUGUGCUCCAUGCACACGGGAUACUCCUAAGACUUCUGCAAUUGUAUUGAAACUGAUGGAACCAUUAUUGGGACAGGGGUACACCUUAUGGAUGGAUAAUUUCUACAACAGCCCUGCUCUAGCUUUUUUUUUGAAGUCACAUGAAAUUGAUUGUGUGGGUACUUUGAGACUGAAUCGAAAAAAUGUUCCCGUUGUUGUAAAAGAAAAGAAAAUAAAGAAGGGAGAGAUUGUGGCUCAACAUUGUGAUGCUGUGACUGUGAUGAGAUGGAGUGACAAGAAGAUGGUAUCGAUGAUUUCUACAUAUCACGAUGAUGCAAUGACGACUUCACUGAAUAAGAGAAAGCAAGAAACUAUAAAACGAAACUAUGUAAUUGCUCUCAUUGAAGGUAUUCUCGCUAAAUAUCACAGGAGAGUGGAAUCGUCACACAGCAUGUCAGAUGUUACGGAUCUGAGGCGAUUGAGUGAGAGACACUUUAUUAAAAAAGUGCCUCGUAAUGAUGGAAAAGCACAACUGCAAAGGCGAUGUGUUGUUUGCACGAGACAUGAUAAAAAGAAAACAACGGUUUAUUGGUGCGAUGUCUGUAGUGUGGGACUCUUCAUUCAGGAUUGUUUCGAAAUUUAUCAUACCAAAGAAAAUUUUUGA
Messenger RNA from Diachasma alloeum, 1503 nucleotides. RefSeq names its product piggyBac transposable element-derived protein 4-like. Bases 1 to 1503 code for a protein of 500 amino acids. NCBI's taxonomy places the organism in Eukaryota, Metazoa, Arthropoda, Insecta, Hymenoptera, Braconidae. The record is from RefSeq and is a predicted model, not a curated record. The transcript is spliced from 3 exons.